Molecule: messenger RNA, 1485 nt
Organism: Physella acuta
Lineage: Eukaryota; Metazoa; Mollusca; Gastropoda; Physidae
Product: integumentary mucin A.1-like
Source: RefSeq, a predicted model, not a curated record
AUGUAGGCCUUGGACUUCCAGCUGACAAGAUCGUGUCAGCCACUGCACAAUUCCCUCCCCGAUAUAGCUCGGUUCAAUCGGUUCCAGACUACCAUAAAAAUCUCGUCUGCGGGUAUAUAGAGCGUGCUUCAGUGAAGUCCAUCGCGAUUGGACCUAAAGGUGUUGAGUAAAAAUUGUCUUUGGAAUUAGCGGAACUAUUCAGACGUUUACGACUCUGUCAAAUUAAAUCGAAAAUGGUGAUAUUUCAAUUUCUUGCAGCACUAUGUAUUGUCAGUGUAUCAUAUGGAAUGGAGUGCCCAGUGUGUACAGAGAAAGGCAACCCAGCAUCGUGUACAGAGAUCCUUCCAUGUCACCAGGAUCACGAUGUGUGUGAGAUGACGCUACACUUGAGAGAUGAGAACAGAAUCGAGUUUACCUGCAGAAACAGACCCGCCUGCAACCACCAAGAAGUCCAGCACUGUGACGUCAUCCAGCACGAGAGAUGCUGGUUCUGCUGUGCCAGUCUAGACGCCUGCAAGAUGCAAGCUCACACGGUCUUUGAGUCACUGUUUGGGUACUCUACAGCCGCGCCGACACCCGUAACAACACCAGUCCCAGAUACAACAACAGCUAAACCCACCACACCCAUUCCCACCACACCCAUCCCCACCACUACCACACCCAUCCCCACCACUACCACACCCAUUCCCACAACUACCACACCUAAACCCACAACUACCACACCCAUACCCACAACUACCACUACCACACCUAAACCCACCACUACCACACCCACACCCACCACUACAACUACCACACCUAAACCCACCACUACCACACCCACACCCACCACUACCACUACAACACCGAAACCCACGACUACCACACCAAGACCCACCACUACCACCACCACACCGAAACCCACCACGACAACCACCCCAACGACCACAACUACUACCACCACAACCACAGCUGCCCCCAACAUCUGCAUCCAAUGCAACGUCAGUGAGCCGUGUGACGCCUACACAGUCCAGGUGACGCCCCCCAGUUUGUGCGACGCCGCAACACCCUACUGCUUCACCACCAUCGUUCAGAACAGGGACGUUAAGAAUAUUUACAAAGGAUGUGCCGAUAGGAACUGGUGUCUGACCAACUAUUGGCAGACGACCAUUCAUAAGCCCGAGUGCCUGGAGAACGACUACACAGACCUGCUUCUAGACUGUUCCUUCUGCUGCACGGGCGUCGGCUGCAACCUUCCCGUCAAGCCCUAUGAUCUUACUCUAGUCAAGUUCUAGUUCCCGAUGUUUGUACAUUCAGACAUGCGCAGUCCACUUCUUUACAGCCGCUUCUACAUUCAGGCAUGCGCAGUCUGCAUCAUUAACUGCUAAAUUCAGACAUGCGCAGUCCACAUCUUUUUCCACUUGUAUUUGUCUGAUUUUGGUUUAUUUUUAACAUUAUUUAUGUCUUUCACGCUUAAAGGCCUUUAAAUAAACUAAGUAUUGUCAA